AUGACAAAACUGUGGGAUACCAAAACCUGGGAGCUGCAAGGAGAGACGAUCGAGUGUCAAUUUGUCACCUGUGUACGGUAUUCAUCAUCUGGAAAACUUCUUGCCAUCGCAACAACAAAAAAUAUUCAAAUUUACAAUUCAGGCACAAGGAAACGCAUCACAUCCUUCGCGGGUCACAAAUCAUGGAACUCGUCACUCGCGUGGACGCCCGAUGGCACACGCCUGCUCACAGGCGGCAAUAAUUCUGAUCCUACCUUACGCGAAUGGGAUACAAAAACCUGGAAGCAGGUCAGUGAUCCUUGGACAGGCCACACUGACUACAUCCAAGCCAUUGCCAUUCAUCCUGCUGGCACACUCGUCGCAUCCGCAUCUAGUGACAACCAUGUUCGUCUCUGGCAGCUCUCAGAUCGACAAACCAUUGCCGUCUUCAAGCACUCAUUCGCCAAUUUAUGCGUCACUUUCUCCAUGGACGGCAAUCACAUCUUCAGUGGAGGUAACGAUAAGAUGAUCUCAGAGUGGACAACUAUUGCCACCACAGCAGUCCUCGAUGCAUGCAUAGAUAGAGACGUAUCUACUGACGAAGAGCUACUCAUGCAAGAUAUCAAUACCGACGCGAACAACCAUACUCCCUACGUCCAUCGCUCAAAGGCAUGUGUCCGUUCUCGACUCAUAUAUACCACAAUUAGAGCGUGUUUCGUGCAGAUCCUAGCCAUCACGACCUCCCGUAUUGCAUGUCUAAAUGGAGACUUAUCUACCGCCGAAGAACUACUCACUCAAGAUAUCAACACCAGUCCGAACAACCAUACUUCCUACGCCCAUCGGUCAUUCGUCAUGGCGCGAAAAUGCGACUGGGACCGCGCCCUUCUGGACGCAAUCAAGUCCAUCAGGAUUCAGCCCUCAUUGACAGGCUAUAUCUCCAAGGGUAUUGCCCUCUGUGGAAAAGGCCGGGUCCUGGAUGGGAGGGCAGCAUUUGAUGUUGCAUCCAUGUACACGGACCAGGAUUCAGAAAUCACUCAUUUUCUGCUAUUGAUCAAGGCCAUCGCGCUCUUCAAUGCAGAUCAACAUGACGAGGCAAACCUGCUCCUCAAAGAGCUCGCUGCCGGUUGUCCGAAUACCGAUACUCUCGCACGUGAUAUCGUGCAAGUAUAUCUACACGUUCAACUCGCCUUGGAUGAUGCACGUUAUGACGAAGCCGGCGACUAUUUCACUGCCGCCAUCGACUCCAGCGAUUUAUCAUCGGAAUCGGACAUUCAUGACAUAUGUGAAGAUUUGGUGGUGCUCUUUGGCUGGGACCUGAAUUCAUUGUGGCGAAAGGCACAUCAUAAACGCUGUGAUGCACUCCUCCGAACGGGUAAACUCCAAGAUGCCGUGAAAUCAUACCAACGCAUGAUGACUUCAAGUGACGAAAUCACCAAGGCCGACUGCCUUGAUUGGUCCAACGGCGAGUCUAGAGCCAGUAAUGCCGCCGCACUCUGCGCUGCCAAUGGAGAGGCUGCCUUCGCUGCAAGCGAUUACGACAAGGCUAUUGACCUAUACUCGAUGGCGAUCGACCUGGAUUAUGCAUCCGAUAUCCUCUUUGCAAGUCGCAGCGAGGCAAAGUUGAGUAAAAUGCUUUGGGAGGAUGCGCUCCUCGAUGCGCGAAAGGUCACCGACCUCAAUCCUUCGUCUCAUCUUGGGUACCAGUUGUCACACUCAGCGCUGCGUGGCGCGCAACGUUACGAAGAAGCCAUCGAGGCCUUCACGAUCAUGUUGUCCAAGCUGGACGAAGCUCCCGAAGCUCAGAUACGAGAUCUGCGUCAGCAGUACGUCCGUCCAUCGGAAGCAGAAGACGCUAUUCGAGGAGCGGUUUGGAUCGAACUUAGCAACGCCCCCCUUCGUCUGCUCAACACCUCUACGGGUCUUUUGUGCGACCGAACAGCACAGCUGAACUUCCUCAAAACAAGUACAGAAUACAAAGAGCUUUUGUCAUCCAUAACGAAGCGUUCUGAUCUCCAAAUGGAACGCAUCAAGGAGGUGGUGGCAAUGCACUUCCGUUGCGUUUUGCUAUCACACAGGUGGGAAGAGACGGAGGCGCUGCUGCACCACAUCCAGGACAAAGCGGUGUACGAGUUGGAUGGACUCGGUGGCACCGCGAAACUGCAGUCAUUCUGCAAAAUCGCUCGUGAUGCGGGGUAUUUCUGGGCGUGGAUGGAUACAUGCUGCAUCGAUAAGAGCAACAACGUCGAGCUUCAAGAAUCGGUCAAUUCCAUGUUCGUCUGGUACCGUCACUCAGCGCUCACCAUAGUCUACCUAUCCGAUGUUCCUCCUUCAUCCCCGUCCAGCACACUGGCGAACAGUAUUUGGAACGAACGAGGAUGGACCUUUCAAGAAUUCGUCGCUCCCCAAGUCGUUGUAUUUUAUCACAACGACUGGUCAUUAUAUCGAAACGAUCGCACUCCCAACCACAAAGAGUCCCCAGAAAUCAUGAAGGAGUUGGAGGGUGCGACGGGAAUAGAUGCACAGGCCCUGAUCUCCUUCCGUCCAGGGAUGAGAGACGCUCGAGAGAAGCUGCGAUGGGCAUCAAAACGUGUCACCACGAUGCAGGAAGACAUCGCAUACUCGUUGUUUGGUAUCUUCGACGUCCACAUGCCUGUAAUCUAUGGCGAGAAGAAGCAAAAUGCGCUCGGACGGCUCCUGCAGGAGAUUGUGGCUAGAUCGGGCGACAUCAGUUGCCUGGACUGGGUCGGACGAUCGUCCGAGUUCAAUAGUUGCCUUCCAGCCGACAUCAUCUCAUAUGCGGCCCCGCCAUGCUCUCUACCAUCAUUGUCUGAAGAUGAAAUUCAGACAGCAGUCUCUUUGUUGCGAAAUAUUGUGCCUGUGAAUUCAGCUUUAAAGUUGUACAACCUGCUCGAGAACAUGAAUGCUCCACUCUUCGCAAACUGCAGACUCCAUCUGCCUUGCAUCGCAUUCCGUGUCACGGAAGUCAGACGAAGGUGGGGUCUCGCUGCUCAUUUCACGUAUGGAGUGAAAGCAGAUGGGCUUCGAGACUUGCUGAUCACCACGGACGAGACCCUAAUUCAAUUCUCGCGCGCAAGACCCACUCGGCAGACUUUCUUUCUUGUCCGUCCAUGGGAUCGUCGUCUCUUUGAGCUGCCUGAUUUUUCAGAGCAGCCCACCUUUGCAGACGAAGGGGAGAGCGUAAGGGAUUGGUCCGAGUCCCAGUCUGGAUUAGACGACACUGAAGAGUCGUCCAGCAACUCACCUGGAGAAGAGGAGUUGUCAGUUGACUCGGAUGUUCACUCACGAUCAUUGCGUUUGAUGGUUCACCUUGGGCAGGCUUUCAGCGCACUUUUGGUAGCGCAGCAACGCGUUGGAGAAUACAAGAGGGUCGCGUCGGACCAAUAUAUCAUUGCGCAGGUGAAACACCCGGCUUCGAUUGACAUUACGAACAUCAGGACCCUAGACAUAUUGUAG
This is a messenger RNA of Suillus plorans, 3453 nucleotides long. RefSeq lists its product as uncharacterized. Bases 1 to 3453 code for a protein of 1150 amino acids. The transcript has 9 exons. Gene Ontology annotation, molecular function: protein binding. Lineage: Eukaryota; Fungi; Basidiomycota; Agaricomycetes; Boletales; Suillaceae. The record is from RefSeq and is a predicted model, not a curated record.